AUGAACACAGUGGAUUAUGAUUCACAACCGCCAUCCAUAUGUGAUGUAUGUCUAGGUGAUUCACCUAAUAUAAGAUUAACCAAAUUACCAAAUGGUGCCCAAUGCAAGAUAUGUACUAUGACAUUUACAUCUUAUCACUUCAAGCAACAAGAAAGAUCCUCCAAUUUAACGAAAACAUUAAUUUGUCUACGGUGUGCCACACAACGUAAUGUAUGCCAAUGUUGCAUGCUUGAUAUGACUUGGCAUAUUCCCGUACAAUUACGUGAUUCCAUCGUUUCGUUAGUGAAUCAAGACAAAAGUAUGAUUACCAAGGAAGCUAAAAAUGAUAUAAUGAAACGAUUUCUCGCUUUAAAGGAUGGGAAACUAGGUGGGGCACAAGUUACCAGUGACUCAAAGCAAACAGAUGAACUUAUGCAGAAAUUGAAGGAUAUACUACUUCAAAAUAAUUCGAAGGAAAAUAUACAUAAGAAAACGGAGGCUAUCUCUUCAGGGGAUUCAUCGAAUUCAACAAGAUUGGAUAAUUCUAAAUUGAAAGGAAUUGACAUAUCACACAUAAUAAGGAAAUUACCAUUAAGAGAAUCAUUUUUAGACACAACAGCAUCAGUAAAAUCGUUCUUUCUUUACAACAUCGAUCCAUCCAUUCCAGAAUGGAAAGUGUCGGAUCAAAUUUCAAAUAUUGUUGGCACUAAGGAUUGGAAAGAUCCAACCUCACUUUCAUUAAUUAUCAUUCAUAAAGCAAAAUGUGGCGGAGUUCGAUUUAAAAGCGAAGAACUAGGGUCAAAGUUUGUAAAGAAUAUGCUAGCAUCAGGUUCAUUUAUGAAAUCUAAUGACGGUAAAGUCCAAAGAGGUAUUCUUAAAAUUGACCAUUUCCAAAUUUUUGCAAUUCCCUGGAGGUCAGGCUUUUCAGGUAGUUCAUUUGGUGGUAAUGUGAAUGAAAACAUAAAACUAAGUUUGAGCAUGAAUAAACUCAUUCAAUUAGAAAAUGGAGCAUCUACUGAGUCUGAACUUCAAUCUGAACCUGCGAAGAAAAGUGUCAAAACUCCGCCAGGAGGAAGUAAAACAAUGGCAAAGAAAAAUAAAAUCACAAAACCCAAAAAAUCUUAA
This is a messenger RNA of Naumovozyma castellii, 1104 nucleotides long. RefSeq names its product Pre-mRNA-splicing factor ECM2 (gene ECM2). The coding region runs from base 1 to 1104 and encodes 367 amino acids. The record is from RefSeq and is a predicted model, not a curated record. The transcript has a single exon. Lineage: Eukaryota; Fungi; Ascomycota; Saccharomycetes; Saccharomycetales; Saccharomycetaceae.